AUGGAGUUUAUUAUCUUUGGCUUUCCGAGUCUUCAAAGUUUCAGUACUAUCCUUUUCUGUGUAUUUCUCUUUAUCUACCUUUUCACUGUCACUGGAAAUUGCACCAUAUUUCUCCUCAUUAUUCUGGAUCAAAAACUUCACACUCCAAUGUAUUUCUUUGUCAGCAAUCUCUCAUUCUUGGACAUGAGUUCCACCACAGUGACCAUCCCCAAGAUGCUUAGCAAAUUCUCAAUGCACAAUGAUGUGAUCUCUUUUCUGGGCUGCUUCCUUCAGAUGUAUUUCUUUGUUGUUUGUCAAGCAUCUGCGUGUUUUCUCCUGACUGUUAUGGCCUAUGAUCGCUAUGUGGCCAUUUGUUCUCCCCUCCAUUACCAUAACAUCAUGGUCAGACAGCUGUAUAUUAGCCUAGCUUUGACAUCAUGGAUAUUAGGCUUUGCAAGUCCAAUUGCAAUGAUCAUACUGGCUAUUAGGUUACCUUUUUGUGGUCCAAAUAUCAUUCACCAUUACUAUUGUGACCACCCACCAUUGCUUCAGUUAGCUUGUGCUGACACCUCGCUCAAUGUGGUAGUAGGUUCCUCACUUAGUGCCGUUAUACUUUUGUUAUGCUUCUCCUUAAUUGUGAUGUCCUAUGUUCAGAUUAUCAGGUCUGUGCUCAACAUAGCAUCAUCCAAAGGACGUAGGAAAACGUUUUCCACCUGUGCCUCUCAUUUUGUGGUGGUGAACAUGUUCUACUUACCUUUGAUUUUCAUGUAUGUUCGGCCAACUGCUUCUUACUCAGCUGAUAUAGACUCUCUGGUGGCUAUGUUCUACACGGUAUUGACACCUAUGCUAAACCCCAUUGUAUAUAGCUUACGGAAUAAAGAUAUUAAGGAUGCUUUUAGAAAAAAAGUAUGUUGUAUUGUACCUAAUGUGUGUAAAUAA
Molecule: messenger RNA, 918 nt
Organism: Staurois parvus
Lineage: Eukaryota; Metazoa; Chordata; Amphibia; Anura; Ranidae
Source: the annotation of a GenBank genome assembly